CUGUAAACCAAGCUGAGGCUGCUGAACCUUUGGAGUUUGAUAUGAUGAUUAGAGAAUAACCAGAGUGACACGUCGCAAAUUCCCCAUAAUCAAGGAGAACUUUUCCGGGUGGUGAUCUCUGAAAUUGCUCAGCGAGCACCCCUAAUUAACCUGAUUUUUUGCUGAUAAUCACUCACAAUGGAAUCAAAUCAAAAAUCGGGGGAUGGAUUGACCGGCACACAGAAAGAAGCUGCUCUCCGUGCAUUAAUUCAGCGCACAGGAUAUAGUUUGAUACAGGAAAAUGGACAAAGAAAGUACGGAGGUCCACCGCCUGGCUGGGAUGCCCCGCCACCAGAGAGGGGCUGUGAGAUUUUCAUUGGGAAAUUACCCCGAGACCUUUUUGAAGAUGAACUUAUCCCAUUAUGUGAAAAAAUUGGUAAAAUCUAUGAAAUGAGAAUGAUGAUGGACUUCAAUGGAAACAAUAGGGGAUAUGCCUUUGUAACAUUCUCUAAUAAACAGGAGGCUAAGAAUGCAAUCAAGCAACUUAAUAACUAUGAAAUUAGGAAUGGACGACUCCUAGGGGUUUGUGCCAGUGUAGACAACUGCCGUUUGUUUGUAGGAGGAAUCCCAAAAAACAAGAAGAGAGAAGAAAUUUUAGCAGAGAUGAGGAAAGUCACAGACGGGGUCAUUGAUGUCAUUGUGUAUCCCAGUGCAGCAGACAAAACAAAAAACCGUGGCUUUGCUUUUGUGGAAUACGAAAGUCAUCGAGCAGCAGCAAUGGCAAGAAGAAAACUGCUACCAGGAAGAAUACAAUUAUGGGGACAUCCUAUUGCUGUAGACUGGGCAGAACCAGAAGUUGAAGUUGAUGAAGAUACAAUGUCAUCAGUUAAAAUCCUCUAUGUGCGAAACCUUAUGCUAUCAACCACUGAAGAGACGAUUGAAAAAGAAUUCAACAAUAUUAAACCAGGUGCAGUUGAAAGAAUAAAGAAAAUCAGAGACUAUGCAUUUGUACACUUUAAUAACAGAGACGAUGCAGUUGAAGCUAUGAAAGCCUUAAAUGGGAAGGUGCUGGAUGGUUCCCCUAUCGAAGUGACAUUAGCAAAACCAGUAGACAAAGACAGUUACGUUAGACACACCAGAGGCACAGGGGGACGAGGUACCGUGCUACAAGGAGAAUACACUUACACAUUUGGACAUGUGUAUGAUCCCGCCACAACCUACCUUGGAGCUCCAGUCUUCUAUGCACCUCAGGCCUACGCAGCUAUUCCUAACCUUCAUUUCCCUGCCACCAAGGGUGACCUCAGCAGUAGGGGCAUUAUCCGACCUCCAUCUAUUAGAGAAAUUUACAUGAAUGUACCUGUAGGGGCUGCGGGAGUUAGAGGACUAGGAGGACGUGGAUACUUGGCUUACACUGGCCUGGGUCGUGGAUACCAGGUUAAAGGAGAAAAGAGGGGUGAAGACAAACUCUACGAUCUUUUGCCUGGAAUGGAGCUUACCCCAAUGAACCAUAUCGCUUUAAAACCACAUGGAAUUAAACUUGCUCCUCAGGUCUUAGAAGAAAUCUGCCAGAAAAAUAACUGGGGACAACCUGUUUAUCAGCUUCAUUCUGCAAUUGGCCAGGACCAAAGACAACUAUUCCUAUAUAAAAUCACUAUUCCUGCCCUUGCCAGCCAGAAUCCUACUAUACAUCCCUUCACACCUCCUAAGCUUAGUGCUUAUGUUGAGGAAGCCAAGACAUAUGCUGCAGAAUAUACUCUUCAGACCUUGGGCGUUCCCACAGAGGGAGCAGAGACUCCUGCUACAGCUCCUGCUUUUCCAGGAUACACCAUUGCUAAUCCAGCUGCUACUGUACCAGCUACACAACUAAAACAAGCAGUGACGCUGGGACAAGAUUUAGCACCUUACGCAACGUAUGAAGCCUACCCUGCCUUUGCAGUGGCUACUCGGAGUGAUGGUUAUGGAACGUUUUGAGAGACUAUUUUGGUUUUUUUUUAAAUCAAUGUUUUCUUUUAAUCAAGUGCAGCAAGAGGCUAGUUCAGUGUGAUAAUUAUUGUGACCUCACGAUUUUAAACUAAUCUAUUGUCCAAAAUUAGAUUUAGUGAUAGUUUUAUACUUCUAGAUUGAUAGUUUUACAAUGGAACAUAUACCAAAACAAAUUUUAAAAAUCAGUUAAAAAUCAAUUUUUCACACUGGAAAAAAAACAACAAAUUACUUUGGCCCAGGAAAAAGUUCUUAAAGGUUCUCAGGUAUAUAUUACUGUGUGUGUUUACAAACAAUAAUCCAUGCCAAAUACAGAAAUAUUCCCAAUUAUGUAGCGACUUUAGAGCUUGAAAAGCAGUUCGCCAUCUCAGACUAGCUAGCUAUGUUAGCGUACCCAUAUUCAUGGUGCAUAGCAAGACUUAAAAGCAGAAAGAGGGGCAGUUAGGCACCCAACUCCCACAAUUUUUUUAAGUCUCCCCCUAAUUCCUCAGGGGCACAAGUGCAGGGCCAGCUUCAGGCACCAGCGCAGCAAGCAGGUGCUUGGGGUGGCCAAUGGAGAGGGGUGGCACGUCCGGCUCUUUGGCAGCAAUUCGGUGGCGGGUCCCUUAGUCCAUCUUGGAGGGAAGGACCGGCCGCCGAAUUGCCACCGAAAAAUGAAGCGGCGGCGGUAGAGCUGCCACCGAUGGAGCUUUUUUUUUCCCCUGCCACUUGGGGCAGCAAAAAUGCUGGAGCUGGCCCUGCACAAAUGGGCUAUACACAGGGGCAAAAGGGAGUUAGAAAGAACAGAAUCCUCUUUCCAGGCUGCUGAGUGGUAGUGUUGCUCCACCUCAACCACUACUGCAUGACAUGAAUGGUCGGUGGGAUCACUAUCCUUCCCCUUGAGAAACACAACAAAUCUCUCAUUCCCUUCUACAAAACAAUUCACUUCCUCUGCAUAGCAAAGCUCCCAUGCUAUCCCCAAACCGAGCCUGUGUGUGCUGGCUACCACCCCAGUCCAAUACCACUGCCUGGCUCUCGCUAAAUUAGCUACAUUAUGUCUCAGUCUCUGUUUUCCUUUCUUCCUCUCAGCUGUGUGUAUGGAUAGGAGGGGCUUUUUGUGUCCUUGGAUGCCUCUUUUGUACUUGUACCUCAUUCACAUAAUAAGCCAAUGGGGAGUUGAUUCUCUGCCUGCUCAUCCGUAAUAAGCGUAAUGAGUUAGAUGUGCCCUGACCAUGCCAAACUUUCAUGAGCCUAUGUUGGCCCAUGUGCACCUCCACCCAGCUAGAAAAUCCUACUAUACCGCAGGUCAAGCAAACAAUGUGUGAAAUAUAAGGCAACCCUGGGUGCACAGAGGUCCUGCACGCAGCUUUGGUUCCUUUCAAAAUCUUCCAUAUAAACACUAGAUUAGAGGCAUUAAACACUCAUUUAGGUAUCUAAAAUGUUUUGAAAACUCUGGCCAAUAUAGCAAACGCUGGUUUUCACACAUUUAGCAGUAAAAUCUGAUGUGCUUGUUUAUGUGCAUUUCAGAGCUGAUUUGAUGUUUAAUGUAGAGGAUAGGUUUCAGUCACUGGAGUUUUCUCUAUCCCCUUGUAGUGCUUAAGUCUGUAUAGAAGAAGGCAAAAUCUCAACAAAAUAAUGUAUUUUCAACUAGAGAGUAAAUAAUUUAGAAAAGCAGCCCAUAACUACUAAUGGUGCAAGCCAAAAAAGGGCUUGUUUAUCAUGGCUGAUUUUCAGUUAAACCAGGCCAUGAGAAUUCAGAAGUGAGAUUUAAUCAUCAUGCUUGCUAAACCUCUCUGAAGAUCAAUGUGCUUCUAGCACAAGUCAUCUCCAUGGGACAAAUUCACUGUGGGUGUAAGCAAGUUCUUGGAAUUACAUCCUCUUACACUAGCAGUUAAUUGCCUAUUGUCCCUGAGAGCAUUCGCCUCUACUAUAAAAAUUAUACUAAGAGAAAUUUAAAGCCAUAUAAAAUGUAAGAAAACGGAACUUUGGAGAAAUAUGCCUGUGUUCAUCAACAGUUUAGCACGACACUGAAGCCAUGUCAAAGUUGCAUUAUAAUUUAAACCAAUAGAAUCUUUUAAUGGCCUUUUGGCCAAAAUCCAGUGAAGUAUCAAUUUAAGAACUGAAAUUAUCAUCUGUUGCAGUCUAUAGCUGGCCCUUGCAAUUGACUAAUUAAUUGCACAAUAUGUUUUCCCAUUGUAUUCAUUAGUCUUGUGACAAGUAUGGUAAGGGUUUGUGCAAUGCCUGGUCUUAUUACAAUUUCUGAGGGUUGCAAGUUGAUAGUGAUCUUUUGAACCUCCCAAAAGCCAUUGUACAUAUGCCUUUCAAGUUUCUUUAAAAAAAAAUCAGCUUUUGAAACAACCUGAUAUCUCCAUUAGCCUGAGGAGCCAGAGCCCGUAGGCUGUAAAAUGACAUUAUAUCAUACAGGCAAGCUCUGGUGAUAUUAAAAUUCCCCUUUGAUUUACAGCAUGGGAAAAACAUCCUUUCACUGCAAUAUCAGUCACCUCAGACCUACCCAGGAAAACCAUCUUCUCUCCAACAAGUGAAAAGACUGAGAUAUAGCACACAUCUUUUAAUCACACCAAAUAUGUGGAGCGCUUCCAACUGUAAAAUACUGCAUUCCAAUUCCUGAGCUGAUGAUAAGGUAGACUGGUCUAUCUGAGUAUCUCAGAAAGCUUGCAUUCUCCUUUCACAUGAUAUUUCUGCGGGAUGUAGAGCCUAUAGUUCAUACUGUAGCCACACAGACCCUCCUAGUGUGUAUCCCACUGUACCCAUAUGGUACUCACGUCACUUUAAGCCUAGUGAGUCAACACUAGUUAUGAAAUUGUGUAGUCAGAAAGCUGUGACAUUUUUGAGAAGAUAAGCCCAAAGAAGUUUGCUGAAUGUGAGACUUGAUUUUUUUACUACUGUAAAUCCGCAAACAUUAUAGAAAAUGUAGGGCUCUUUGGUUCCAGACAUAUCACACAGAAAUGUACUUGAGGCACCAGAUUUGGACCCAACUUUCCCAAAAUUUGAGAGUGUUCAUAUAUGAGGUUUUGGUUUGGGCCCAUUUUUAAUUAAUAAAACUUGAGCUAAGACUAAACUAUACUAAAUUACAGAAGUUGCACCUAAUUAACAUCAAUAAUUUGCAAUGCUUGAAAUGAAAUGAAAUUAAACAAUCAGCAAGAAAACACACUGUAGAUUGUUCAUAGGGUGAGGAAGCAAGAACCAGACACAAUACAGUUGUGCAGCUCCAGACAAUAGCAAUCACACCUUGUAACACAAACUUACUUUUAUAGACACAAAGUACUGCCUUGUAAGGUGCUCUGAUGACAACUGACAUCACUCUAACAGGAUCCUCCUGAGACAAUGCUACAGUUUGCACAUAUACGAGCAGAAUAAGAAAGCUUAACCUAUGGUCCUGGAUUUCUAGUUUUUCCUUAUUAGGUGAACUGUAAAUGUUACUCUAUGCAUAUGAAAUCAAGAAAAAUAAGUCCUGACCCAAAUCUCUCUUCCUUUAAAAAAUCAUAUAUCUUAUUGCACAAUUUGGAGUAUGAAGUAAUUAUAAGUUCAAAACUAGUAGAGUCCAAAAUACAGAGACAGAGCGCAAUAAGUUAUUAUUCACAAUAAUUCAGUACUAGUCUCUUUUUAGUGACAAAAUGUCGUGCAUGUUAAUAAAUGGUUAUUAAGGUCCUCAGAGAUAAUAGUUUUAGUACAAAGAGAAAGGAAGCUUAUAAUAGCUCAGUCUAUAUCUCAACGUUAUCCACAAAUAUCAGAUUUUCAUAUUGUAGUCACUGGUCAUUUUUUUAAUGCCACUAUUUCAGCUAUGCACCUUCUCCAUCAAAAAGCAAAACAAGUACUUUCACCACCUUUCACCCAUUGACACACCGGUUACAUGAGAGGCACUCAAUGCUAAAAAAUUACCUGAUCCUGCCUGACCCAGUGUAGUUAAGACUGUUGCCUUGAUUUCAGUGAGAAAUGGAUCAGUCCCCAAAUUUGUAAACCAGUAUAUGUGAAACAACAACACUGUGAAAAUUAUUUUGCUUUCUAAGUAGAGUUUUAUAUAUAUAUAAAGCUCUUCAAAGCACAUUGGUAUAUGAAAUAGUGUUUACUAGACUAGUAACAGUUAAGUGUUUGUAUUUACCUUUUUCUCGUAUUUUUGUGACUUACUUGUAGUAGUAAUGGAACAAAUGUAUAAGCUGUAUAGUCUCUAAUGCUAUUAGUCUACCUAUUCCUACAGUGUUUGCAACUUUGUUAUAGAGAGACAGGGAUCACUCUUCUAAACCUUAAUCACUCUUUUAAAGGUAUGUGCUCUAUAGAAUUUAUAUAGGAAACUUAAAGGGACACUGUCAAGAUAUUUGUAAUCAUUUUUAAAACUCUUGGUUUUUCUUUUUAGUUCAUUAUUCUCUGUAACCCACUGGAGGCUUGAGAGUAAACUGUUUUUAACAUUGGGCCUGCUACAGUGCCAUUGAAAUCCAUUGUCCUUGACUACAAUGGGAACAGAAUCAGACCUAUUUUCUCUCCACCCAUCACACCCAUCCCCUGGUUUGGCAUCAUAAGAUUGCUUAUCCAUGCUAUUUCCAGCUUCCAGGUUGUUUGUUCAUUUUAAGUUUUAAAGCAUUAGCUUCGGUAAGAAAAAACAACAGUUUAUAUGGUCUGAUUCUGAUUGCGUUUGAUACACACCCAUGUAGUUCCACUGAGUUCAAUGGCAUUAUUCUUGAUUUAGGCCAGCAUGAAAGGAGAAUCAAGCACAUUGCUUUUGCAAAGUUGUAUGAAGAAGGAUGGUUUUAUCACUUAGAAUGAGGAACCCUGCUUUUGGCAAGUCUCUUAAUGCCUUUGUGCUCACUCUCUUUAUCUGUAAAACUUGCCUAAUAAAACUGUCCUUUCCCCUUCUUCCUAGAUUAAAUUCUGUAAAGCACAUUAGUAUCUUCAGCUAGAGAGUGGUAUCUAAGUGCAAUGUACUCAGAUAUAAAAGGGGACUCGUAAUCAUUUGGGAUUUACCCACCUUGGCAGUAUCCCUUUAAGGGUUUUUGGAAAACAAAAGGGAAAUUACAUUUUUGUUUGUCAAUUCUUUGGUGCCCCCUAGUCUCUAGAGUGUCAUAUUAAUUUAGUUCAUUGUUGUAUUGUCAAAAGCUUAUUCAUACGUCAGAGCCACUUGAAAUGAAAUGGGCCCCAGUCCUGCUCUUCUUAGGUGAGGUAAAACUCUCAUUAACUUCGAUGGAUGUUUUGCCUGAAUAAAAAGUGCAAGAUCUGGCCACAUUUGUGAAAGUUCAGCUCUUCUGUAACUGCUGGAGCUAAUGGAGCUUAUUUCUAUUUAUACACUUUAGACACUGUCUCAUUAAGGUGAUUAAAAAAAAAUCAUGGCAUUCUCCUCUACAAUUGAUACAGAACUGUUUGCUUGCUGAGAAUGACAGCACUGCAGGGAAACCAUUUAAGCCCAGCCAUUGUACUCAGAGGUUUAAAUAAUUAAUACUAUUGUUGGUGUUUUAGCUCAAUUUUCCCUUAUACAUAUCCAUUUUAAAUCAUUUUUAGCAAUGAUACACUAGUGAAAAUUGCCAAGAACUAAUGUAUCCAUACAUCUACUAUUAACGAAAAAGACUUCUGUCAGUAAAAAAUGUUUCUCACUUUCAUUUGUUAAAUAACUAUAUACUUCUUUUUUUCCAGCUAUUUAUAUAAGGUAAGUUAUAACAGGUGCCAAAGCAAAGAAACAGGAACAGUAUUAAAAAGUGUGUGCAUAAAGCACUUAUUUUUGUACUUUUAGUACAAUAUUUGUAUAGCGUUCUAACACUGUGAAAUGUAAUAAAAAUCAUACCAUCCAUUUACUGGAAAAGCAAUCAUCUGUUUUGAAAAAAUAAAAUAAAAUUUCCAUCUAAGAAUCAGGAAUUCAAGGGAUAUUGUAAAUUGGAUUAAAGCAAUUUUGUAAUUAUCGGCUCAUCAAAGGACAUUAACUGGACUUUGAAAUAUCAUUAAACUUUCUAAACUAA
Molecule: messenger RNA, 7898 nt
Organism: Chrysemys picta bellii (western painted turtle)
Lineage: Eukaryota; Metazoa; Chordata; Testudines; Emydidae
Gene: A1CF
Product: APOBEC1 complementation factor
Cellular component (GO): nucleus
Molecular function (GO): mRNA binding
Source: RefSeq, a predicted model, not a curated record